AUGGAGUACAACAAGCUCUGUUCAAAACUUGCGGACCUUGCCAUUCACUGUCAAGCGCCCAAGGGGGCAAAGAUUCUGGCAACAAUUGAUCUCAAGGCCAUUCCGACCCUGGAUGUGGAUGAUGGCAUCUGGGACAAUGCCGGUCUCACCAACGCCGAUCUGGUCAAGUGUGGCAUCAGAGCACCUUUGGACGAGAAGCGAGCCAAGGAGGAGGGUAGGUUCCUGCACAACAAGAGACGCUCAAUGAAGGCAUGGUUUCAAGAGGAGUGGUUGGUUGUCAAUUGGGCACUCAAAUCCGCUGAUUGUGAUGCCCUUCAAUUCCAAUUCCAAAUCCGCAGGACGAGGCUUGUUGCACUCUGUGCUGUGUGGCAGAGCUUGCUUCCUGCGGGGGACUUUGUUACUCGCUGGGGUCCCUCCAAUGUUGAGUUGGCCAAGGUGGAUGUGAAAAAGCAUCAGCAACAAAGGAAUGGUGACAUUGUAGAUGUCAAUCCAUUUUCUGCUCCACUCAAAUCGUUUCUGAAGAGGAUGACGGCCUUGCAUGGGAUCUGUUUGACAUUUGACAAAACCUAG
This is a messenger RNA of Mycena citricolor, 570 nucleotides long. The record is from the annotation of a GenBank genome assembly. Lineage: Eukaryota; Fungi; Basidiomycota; Agaricomycetes; Agaricales; Mycenaceae.